Messenger RNA from Racocetra persica, 928 nucleotides. Lineage: Eukaryota; Fungi; Glomeromycota; Glomeromycetes; Diversisporales; Gigasporaceae. The record is from the annotation of a GenBank genome assembly.
AUGGCUCAAGGAGAGACUUUUAAACCUGGUGAACCAUACACACAUCGUCUUAGCAAAAUUCUUGAAGAAUAUCCAGACGGGUCUCAAAUUAUUCGUGAAAUUCUUCAAAAUUCUGAUGACGCUAAAAGUAGUUCACAGGUCUUUAUACUUGACCGUCCUGCUCUUUUAGCAAAGAACGAUACAAUUUUUGAAGAGCGUGAUUUUGAUUCCUUAAAAAAAUUGGCUAAUAGCGAAAAGUAUGAUCAAUUUGAUAAGAUUGGUGUUAUGGGUGUAGGCUUUAAUAGUGUUUACCAUAUUUGUGAUACUGUCCAACUUAUUACUGGUGAUAAUUUUCUUAUCCUUGAUCCGCAUGAGAAUUAUUUUGAUGGUGGAAUAAAAAUUGACUUUGUUAAAAAUAACUUGGCUGCACUCUAUCCGGAUCAGUUUGCUCCUUUUCGCGUUCCGUGCGAUCAAAACUUUAAAGGCUCCUUAUUCCGCUAUCCCCUUCGCACUGCCCAAGAUGCAUUGGAAUCGGAAAUUUCAAAAAAAGCUUAUAGCCCAGAUCAAAUUUUGGAAAUGUUUAAAACUUUUUAUGAAAAUGAAAGCAUUAAUUGCCUUUUAUUUUUGAAAUAUAUUGAAAGUAUCGAGUUUUAUGAACUUGGUGAAAAUGAGACUGAACCAAAAUUGCUCUAUUCAAUCGAAAUCGUAAACCCCGAACGAAUUCGAGCAGAACGAAGAAAGAUCGCAGAAAGUAUUGGACCUAUGAUGAAUUCUCUUACUAAGAAAAAAAAUUCAAAAAUCACUGCCUUGGAGACCGCGUUUAUUGCUGAAUUCCGCCGAAAAAGAGGUGAUGAUGAACCUCAAGUGGAUCAAUGGAUUAUAUUUACUUGGCUUGAUGAUUUGAAUGCUGCAGAAAAUUAUUUUCAAAAUAAUUUUAAGAAAUCCAUUA